Molecule: messenger RNA, 528 nt
Organism: Clonostachys byssicola
Lineage: Eukaryota; Fungi; Ascomycota; Sordariomycetes; Hypocreales; Bionectriaceae
Source: the annotation of a GenBank genome assembly
AUGAGCGACCGCAGCAUGUAUCUUGCCAAGUACCGCAACACUAACACUCAGCGGGCUCACUUUGCUAUCUUCAUCCCUGAUGCAGAGUAUGAUCGCGCCGGCCUUAGCCAGGACUAUCGAUCAUCUCCGUGUAAGGGAACUAAAAUUCAUGUUGUUGGCGAGCCGAUGCUGGUUGGCUUCCAGCUUGAGAUCAAGCACGAUUACGAAUGCGACACCUCUCCGGACCUGAAGGAAUUGGUACAUAUCGGCUACAUAAACUCUGACCAUGUCCGCACUCCAUCUUCUUCCGAGCUUCGUCAGGGAGACAAUUGUCGCGGGAGACUUGAGAGGGAGGCGCUCAAGGUCCCACCACCCCCUAAUGGACAAAACAUUCGUGCCCCAAUUAACGGGGCCACUACUAGAAGGUGUCAGGAAUGGACCAUGGAGUAUCUGUCUCACCUCGUGGCGAAGGGGUUGGUACAUCCCAGCACUCUUUCCAAGGUACAAGAAGAGCGGGACGCACCAAAUUUCGGGAUUUUCGGUCAAUGA